Diabrotica balteata is the source of this 1948-nucleotide messenger RNA. The record is from the annotation of a GenBank genome assembly. Lineage: Eukaryota; Metazoa; Arthropoda; Insecta; Coleoptera; Chrysomelidae.
AUGGCCGCAACAACAACUACUAACUCAUUUGUGUCUUGCAUCAAAGUAAAAGGAAUAGAACUCUUGCCUCCAGUGAUAAAUCAAACACGCCGUUUAGAACUGCAAACAUACAAACAACAGGCGAUAAAAUUGGAAAAACGUCUUCGAAAUUGUAAGGAAUUAAAGAAAAGUCUACAAGAGUUAAUGUCCACUCAAAACCUUACCAAUUCCCCGUAUUUUGACGGAAACAGCCAUAUUGAAGACUUAGGAAUUUCCUCGGCCAGGAGCAGUGUCCAACCAAAGAAAAAACCAAAUCUAAGUAGAGAUAUUAUCGAUGUUAGCGAAUAUAGCAAUGACGGCAUCAAAUUAAUCAAUAAAGAGAAAGAUACGGUGUUUGAAUCUAGACGAGGCCAGAAUGAUUUUAACCAAGGACAACUAUUAAGCAUCGGUGAUGCAUAUGAAAGUGAUUCAUCUUUAAAUAAGUCAAGCGAAAUACCUGUCUCCUCUGUGAUAUCAAGUGCUAGAGAGCCUCAUUCACAGUGGACAUCUCCUGAUUUUAUUGGAAGUUGUGAUAAUGGAAGUAAUUUUUUACCAAGAAAAUCUUCGAGUCCAAAACCUAUACGAUCCACACCACCUAGGAACAAAUCAAAAAGUGCUACAGCAAAAUCGACCUCUUCCCCUUAAAGCAAGACUGAUUAGAAGCAACUCUUAUACUCUCGAAUCACCAAGCCCGAUACUUCUGGCCCAUCUCGAGAAAUGCUGCAAGACAAAUCUAGAAGUACCAGAACCAAGUGGAAACCUUUCACGAAAUUGGACGUCCUUAGAGAAUAAUUUUGUACCGAUGGAAGACAGUGAAUUUAGCAGUUUAAAUACUGUUUAUAAUGCUAAUUUAAGCAGUCGAAAUGUUAGUGAUAAAGUGCCUUUAGAUGGAGUGGGUGAUGAAGAGCUGAAACCACAGAAGGAUACUGGACAAAAGUCUCCUACUAUUGAGGUGGUCCAAACUGAUAUUUCUGUUCAGCAUAUAACUGUAAACGCCAAUAGUGAAAAUGUAGAACCUGUCAAAGGCACUUUGGACUUAACCAAUCCAGAUUGCCAAUUGAUGCAAGUUCUGAAGAAAAUACCAGAAGAUUAUUCAAAGCAGAUUAUAGAACUACUGGAAAAACGUAGGCUAGAUCAUCAGAAUAAAGUAGACAAUUUUGGAAAACAAUUUAAAAAUACGCCUUCCAAGGACGAAAACAUAGAAGAUAGCGAUUCCACUACUUCGGAGCUGUCAAGUUGGUCGAAUUAUUGCGGCAUCGCAGACAAAUUAACGCAGAUCGAACUCCAAAAGAUGUAUCCAGCAGAAAAUGUGCAGAGUUCACCAAAUAUCAAUAGUAAAAAGUUUUUGGUAAACGAAACCUAUUCUGGGGAUACUUCUGAUAGCAUUCCUUACCAAGAUAUCGAGAUUACUGAUAUGGAAAAAGUAAUUGGUGGCUUAGAUAAUACAUUUGACGUUAAUUCAAAAGGAAUCGAACAAAAGAGACCAGAGAGUGCAAAGAAAAUAUUUCUUACUACUAAAAGCCACGAAGCAGCUAAAAAGCAAUGGGCUGCGAGUGUAAUAUGUGCCUACGUCAAGGGGUAUUUGACUAGAAGGCUACUCCACACGUCUCGGGUACAGUCUAAAAUUGACACGAUUAGAGACGCUGUCAUAUGCGCCCUUCAAUUACACGAAGUCGAACAUUUCGACGAAGCUGACGCUGAAUUACACAGACGACUGAUAAAUCAGGUCUCCUCAGCUUGCUACGAGAUCCACGACAUAUUUUUUAACCUACCUAUAUCAGAAAAGAUGGCGAUUAUAGCUACUGACAGAAAGCGAUUAUUAGAGAAAGCUAGAAGACCGUCUUCCGCACCCGACAUUCAACGAUCGUUAUCUAACUCUAGCAGGUCUUCGACCAAGAGCUUCCAUUCUCAGACUUUGAUGAAGACUUGA